UCAAAUGGAUAACUGUCGACAUUCUCAACCAUUUCUGUAAUUAACUUCAACACGGUAACCAUUUUCACUCAAAACCUUCCAUUCAUCCCAUCCGUCAUGGCUCGCUUAACAAACUUAAAUGGAAUCUUUGAAGCCUUACCAGCAAUUCCUAAGCUUCCCAACAUCCAAAGUCGACCACCACGAAAGAGAGCAACAAUUCUUGAAUGUCGUCACAGCAACAAGAAUACAGAGCAAGAAAUUCAAGUUACAAGAAGGAUAGCAUUAGGUCUGUCCACCUCAGUUGCAGUGUUUGGGAGUUGGGGAAUCGGAAUUUCUCUUGCUGACGAUAACACCCGGUUGUGGCUAGACGGCCCUCUACCUGUACCUCCGGUCUACAACAAAAUGGCAAAUGAAGAGACAGGGACUCGUUCUUUCCUCAAGAAAGGGAUCUAUAUUGCAAAUAUUGGGAUUGAUGGAAGUGCGUAUAGGCUAAGGAAGUAUGCGUUUGAUCUCCUGGCUCUGGGUGAUUUGAUUGGACACGAUGCUUGGGAUCAUGUUAGGAGGUAUCUCCACCUUAAAUCCACCUUCAUGUACUAUGAUUUCGACAAACUAAUCUCUGCAGCACCACUAGAUGAUAAGAAACCUCUCUCUGAUCUCGCCAAUACAUUGUUUGACCGCUUUGAAAAGCUUGAUGAUGCUUUGAAAAAGCACAACCUUCCUCUAACAGAAUCAUGUUAUCAAGAGACAUCAAGUAUUCUCCAGGAGGUGAUGGAUCGAAUGGCUUAAAUCUACAUUAUCACAUUUCACAUCACCAAAAAAAAAAAAAAUCCCGUUUUGUUUGUAAUAUUGAAAGAGCAGUAGUAGAAACCAUUUUAUGGCUACUUGGAAGGCAAUAAAUAUAAAUGGUACUUUUAAGAUAAAAUGAUACAGCUUCAAGCCUCCCAAACAUGGCACAAUUUGAGCAUUAUCCAAUAACCUAGUGAUAGAGUACCCAAAUUCUCGAACAAGUGUGUCAAUGUUUGAGUCCCCUCCCCCUUGUUUGCCAGGAUUAACCAAAAAAAAAAAAAAACAUGACACAAUUUUGGACAUUAUCCAGUAACCUAGUGGUAGAGUACCUAAGUCCUCAAACAAGUGUGUCAAAUGUUCAAAUCCCCUCCCCCCUUGUUUGCCAGGAUUGAAAAAAAAAAAAAAAAAAACAAAACAAAACAAAA
Cornus florida is the source of this 1190-nucleotide messenger RNA. RefSeq names its product photosynthetic NDH subunit of lumenal location 3, chloroplastic. NCBI's taxonomy places the organism in Eukaryota, Viridiplantae, Streptophyta, Magnoliopsida, Cornales, Cornaceae. Gene Ontology annotation, molecular function: calcium ion binding. Gene Ontology annotation, biological process: photosynthesis; photosynthetic electron transport chain. The transcript has 3 exons. The record is from RefSeq and is a predicted model, not a curated record. Bases 97 to 765 code for a protein of 222 amino acids. Gene Ontology annotation, cellular component: chloroplast; photosystem II oxygen evolving complex; extrinsic component of membrane.